UGAGUAAUUAGGUCUUGUACUAAAUUUGCUCACAAAGGAAUUGGGCAUUUUUAGGGAUAAUCUGCAAAUUAAAAUGAAUGAAACUGCAUGGGAAUGGUUAGAAAAAUUGAAAACAAUUUUUUCAUGGUAAAAUUGUAAUUUGAAAUUAUUUUCUACAAAAUAGUCGCAUAAACUGCAUUACUCGUGUAUUGUUCACGACGAGCAAAUGAAAGACGUCAUUUGAGCUCAACUUGACAGAUCGACUUCGAUACAUUCAAAACAGAGGCACACAGAGAUUGAAACUCUGUAAAAGGUGUUUUUGAGUUUCAUCGAGCACUCUUUUCAUGGGAUUCAAAUUACAAAAUAAACUCAACGCACUGCAUCAACGAAAAGGCAACGAACCGAACGUAUUCUCAUUUAAUCAUCAAAUAAAAUGGGACUGAUGUCAUUGUUGCGUAAUGGAAGUCUCCACCGACAAAUCAGACAAACAUUGGCAGCACGCUCAUAUUCAGGUUAUGUUGUUUUAUUGCCGGAAAUUGGUGAGGACGACCCGAAAUUGAAUCCAUUCAUAAAGGACGAUGGAUUUCCGGAGUUUGCCAAUGUAUCGAUUGAUCGUUGUUUGCGUCGAAUCGGUGGCCAGGCGAAUGCGCUUGAGAAUGAAGUGAAAAAAGGCGAAGAAUACUUGCAACAGACCAAUGAAUCGGGCAAACCAUUGAAUCUGAACGAUUUUUUCGAAAAUGUUCUGCAUCCGAUCGAAACAGCUGAUAAAGAGCUAGUCGCCAGUUGGGGCUUAUCGAAAACGGUAUUCCAUGGCAAUAACGUCAUAUUUUCAACCAAAAACUUUUUGUCACUGCAUCAGCGAGCACGCAAAGCCAACCUCAGCAAAUAUCAAAGUAGACCGAUCUAUGAGGCUGUGAAACAGCUUCGAAGCAGCAAUGAAUUGACCACCGAACAGAAAAAACUGUUUGACAUGUAUCUGUUGGAGGGCAAACUGUGUGGCAUUGAAAUCACCGACGAGACUGAUCAAGGUGAAUUGGCGUAUCGACAGUUGAAAUUGUCCGAAGAGAUGAUUACAUACGAAUCAAAAGUGUAUGUUGCCGUUGAUCAUUUCUCACACACCGUCAACGAUUAUACGCUGAUGCAAUCAUUUCCGCAAGAAUUCCUGCAAACCGUUGCGACCGAUGCGAGAAAUCCGUUGAACGGACCGUGGAAAAUCAAUUUGAAACCGCACAUUUUGAAGACAUUCUUGACAUACUGUCCGGAUCGUGAGCAAUGCUGGAAUGUGUGGCAGGCUGAUUGCAAAAAGGCAUCACGGCAAGUGGUCACCGAAUUGGAUAACAGCGGCCAUUUGGAAUGGAUUCGAGAUCAUCGCAAGCGAAUCAGAGAAUUGUUGGGCUAUUCAACGCAUGUCGAACUAAAGCGAGAUCGGCUACUGUUGAGCGGCACCGAAAAACCACAAACCAUUCUCAAUGAGUUACGGUCGUAUGCAAAGCCAACUCAGUUCAAGGAGAUCAAUGAGUUGAGCGAUUUUGCCAUUCAAAGCGGUUUUCGGUCACAUCAAAUCGAAGAGUAUGACAUACCAUACUGGAGUCGCAAAUACAACAUAAGCGUAUGCAAAUAUGAUGAGAAUUUGGUACAAGAAUAUUUUCCCAUUGAAAAAGUGUUUGGCGGUUUAUUUGGUCUGGCCGAAAAGCUGUUUGGCAUCAAAAUUGUCGAACGAAAUACGGACACCAGCACCCUUGGAUGGCACAAAGGAGUCAAAUACUUUGAUGUGUUUGACACACGAAAGAACAGUCUGCGCACCGAUUCAUCACAACCAAUUGGCGGCUUCUUUUUGGAUGCAUUCAGUUCGCCCGACGAAGAGCACACAUUCACUGAACCAACCGGCUAUGUUGUGCCAAUUAGAGAGCACUGUAGCCGAACAAAUGCAACGCCGCUAGUAUCAUUGAUUUACAAUUUCAAUGCACCGCUGUACGGCAAACCGCACACUCUCAAAUUAAAAGAGGUUCAAGUGGUCUUCAGCAAAUUUGCGAAUGCAUUGCAGAAAAUCUUGAAUGAAAGUAAUUACCGUGAACUGUCCGGUCUUAUUAACAUUGAAUAUGUUAAUGACAAAGUGUGCUCGGGCGUGUUUAGCAAUCUAUUGUACCGUAGCGAUGUAUUGAAAUCGAUUUCCGAACAUAUAAGCACAAAAGAACCACUGACCGAUGAACACAUCAAAGCCAUUCAAGCGCAACGCCUAUCACUUGCCGGCUACAAUUUGUCCACACAACUGUUUCGGUCUGCUCUCGAUUUGGAACUGUAUUCAACGCAACAAUUUUGGCUGGAAAUUAUGCGAAAAAUUUACGCUAAAUACUUUAUUUUCGAAUUGGACAAACGUGAUUCGCGACUGCUGUCAAUGUUAGAUAUUGUUGUGGGCAAUUGGUCGGGUUGCUAUUUUGGUUUGGUGUGGUCGGAUUUGAUGGCCGCCGAUAUUUGUGAUGCAUUUGAUAAAGAUUGGACAAGCACAGCUGAUGCAGAUGACACAGCCGCCAAAACGGGUCAACGAUUCCGCGACACAUUCUUGGCGUCCGGAUCGAACACCGAUUCAUUAGAACUGUUUCGAAAUUUCCGCGGACGAGAUCCAGCCAUUGAUGCACUCGUCACACAAUUAAAACUCCAGCAACAAGCUAAAAUCCAAUAAAUACCAAUUUUGUGUGAAAAUAUUACAAUAAUCUAGAAUUUGAUUUUAAAUAAAUUUUAGCCAUUAUAUAA
Messenger RNA from Sitodiplosis mosellana (orange wheat blossom midge), 2730 nucleotides. RefSeq lists its product as uncharacterized. Bases 413 to 2659 code for a protein of 748 amino acids. The transcript is spliced from 2 exons. Lineage: Eukaryota; Metazoa; Arthropoda; Insecta; Diptera; Cecidomyiidae. Gene Ontology annotation, molecular function: metalloendopeptidase activity. The record is from RefSeq and is a predicted model, not a curated record. Gene Ontology annotation, biological process: proteolysis; peptide metabolic process.